Messenger RNA from Polychytrium aggregatum, 1530 nucleotides. RefSeq lists its product as uncharacterized. The transcript is spliced from 2 exons. Lineage: Eukaryota; Fungi; Chytridiomycota; Chytridiomycetes; Polychytriales. Gene Ontology annotation, molecular function: protein binding. Bases 1 to 1530 code for a protein of 509 amino acids. The record is from RefSeq and is a predicted model, not a curated record.
AUGGCCAGCAUGAAUGAGUCUGCUCCAGCCACAGCAUCAUCUCCUACCCACCAAAGCCAAGCUGAAGCCAGAACAGAUUCGUCGAUGCCCGAUAUCACCCAGCACUCACUCGAACACAACCCAGAUAUCUUCACCAUUAUUUGUUGCAACGACAGCUUCCAGCUUGCCCUCAAUCAUAACCAUCAAGACCCUGCUGCGAGUGUGCAAGCGAGCCCGUCCUCUCCUGAGCUCCAAGCUGCCUCGCUUUCACAAUUGGUCCUCACACCGAGCGACAAGAUCGCCAUCUCGCUCCAUUGCGAUGAACAAGCCACAGCCGACCGAUCCUGGCUCGUCGAACAAGCAGAGCAAGGAAACGCCUUUGCAUCGUACUUCCUGGCACGGACUCUCCAGAUUGAUCUCAAUAGCGAUCGCAUUGACAAGUCCGAGCGGCAAGCCAUCCACCAACAAAUCUUCCGCCUCUUCGAAUCAGCGGCCAACACAAACCACACAAUGGCACAGUUCCACCUGGCCCAGUGUUAUCGCAACGGAAUUGGAGUCGACCGAGACCGCACCAAGACCAUCGAAUUGUACCGCAGUCUUGCAGAUGGUGGCAUUCCUGAGGCCCAAAUUGCCCUUGGAGAUUGCUACGAGAGUGGCGAAGGUGCCGAACAAGACUACGACUCCGCCAUCAGGUGGUACUCCAAUGCUGCGGAUCAGGGCAGUGAAGACGGUCGUCUCCACAUCGUGUUCCUGCAAGCAUGGUUCUCGUUCAUCGGCCGGGGUGUCGAGCAAAGUGACAUCGAUGCCUUCAACCAAUGGCAGGAAGUCAGCACCCAAUCCACCGACCCGAUCAUCAAACCCAUUGCCACACACAUGGUCGGAUGGAUGCACUAUCUGGGCCGAGGAACCGUGCGCGACCAACAGAAGGGUGUCAAGAUCAUCUGCGAGAACAAGUCAGAUGAGUUCAGACUGGGAGAGGGCGAGUGCCUGGUUGCUUGGUGGACCAACCUAUCGUACGACUCACGAGCAGUCUACAGAUUCUUCAAGUUGUGCCAGCUGGGAUCGGAUCGUGACUGGCUGUGCAAGCAUCUGAUGGCUCUCUGUAUGCUCCAUGGAUUCGGAACCGCGAUGAACCGGAAGAAGGCGGCGGGCAUUUUUGAACAGCUCGCCAUCGACGGUCACAGCGACAGCCAGCUCUGGAUUGGAGAGUGCUACAGUUGCGGCGGAGGAGUAAUAUGGAACCCAGAGAAGACAUUCGAAUGGUUCCGCAAGUCGGCCGAUCAAGGCAACUCGUAUGGGCAGUGGAGGGUCGGUUAUUGCUUCUACUACGGAACGGGGGUCGCCGAGGACAAACCCCAGGCAGUCGAGUGGUAUCGCAAGUCGGCCGAACGAGGCAAUCGGUACGGACAAUGUUGGCUCGGCGACUGCUACAAGAAUGGCGAAGGAGUCCCCCAGGACAUCGACACCGCCAUUUUCUGGUACCGCAAGUCUGCCGACCAAGGAAACAAAGAUGCCAUCAACAGCCUCAACGGUCUCGGCAGAUGGCCUUGA